AUGUUCAACGACGACUUCGGUAACGAGUUAUUCAGCGACGGCGCCGACGACGCAUAUGACACCACUUAUCAAGAGCAGCCCGUCUAUGAGAAAGAGGUCUACUACCCAGAGAACCUACGCGGUGCUGAUAAACAGCAGGUUAGCCCAGAGACGGCAUCACAACUUAUACGGCGAACUAUCGCACAGGAAGCCCAGCAUGUCGGAUUUGAAAGGGCGACAGAAGAUGCGAUGAUAGAAAUAGAGAGACACGCCGUUUUCUGUAUAGAAAGUUUGGCAAAAAUGACAAUGGAGUAUGCCCAGAAUGCCUACAGAACGGAAGCGACACUUCACGAGGUCUGUGAAGCGUUUAACGACGUUGGUAUGACACCUAGCGAGUUGAAUCCCGUCGUAGAGCGUAACAAGCGAUUUGCAAACGUCGGUACUCUCCAACCAACCCAAAUCCAUUACAAAAAGCAAUUUGUUGAUCCUACACACGAUUUCCUACCAAGUGACGACGAACAGGGACCAGAAGCUGAAAUACAAGCCGAAGCAGCGUUCAGAAUGAGCGAAUUGGCGACACUUGGUAUUCUUCCUAUGCUACCACCACGCCAUUCUUACCACCGCACGGCUGUAUAUCCAACUCCUCAUAGAACUCAAACACCACUCGCGCAUUUAGACAGAAAACAGAACACUUCUAGACUCGUAGAAAGAGCCUUGAAGUCCCUCAUAGAGAGAACGCAAGUUGCAACAGAAUCCUCUCUUAUGGCGAAGAAUCAAGAGGCUUUGGCGGCUAGUUUGAAUGACGACGAGGGCAUUCUCCCUACAAAAGAAAAGAAGAAGGACGAUAAAGGUAAAGAUAGUGAACAUGGUGGUGUUCCACCAGAACAGUCUCAGCAACCAGGACAGCCAGUUGCAGAAACCAGCAAAGAGAUACCUACUCAUCCAGGAGGAGAAGCCAUGGAAGGUGUGGAGCAACCAAAUGCAUCAGGCGGAAGACCAGAUUCAGGUGCUAUUCAGCAAUUCAACCAAGAUCAGAUCGAUCAACCGCAACGCCCUGAUCCUGUAUCUGAAGAGAAAGGAAGCCAAGCAGCACCAAGUAUCCCAUCUGAACAACCAGGAGAAAGUGCGCAGGCUACAGUUGCACCAGUUGAGCAAACACCUGUACAGCCUGUAUCACAACCGGAAGAUACCAACAAAUCAGAGCAACCUGAGCAACCCGCACAAACAAACGAAACAGGCCAACCAACCGAGGCUAUGCAGAUUGGUGAACAAACUCAACAAACUGGUCAACAAACUGAAAACACUCAACCUAAACCCCAACCUACUCAACAAGAGAAACAAUCAGUUAUACAAUCAAAUGGUAUCCAUCGUGCUAAGCCACAAGAUACACGUUCAGGAAAGCCACCUUGGUUGCAGAAUAUUCAAAUUGACGCGAACAUUUUGAAGGAACUACCACUCGAAUUUGGUAUUGUAAACUUCGGUGGAGCAGGUGAAACGCUCAAUACAUCAUCGAGCAUGGAUAUGCACUCAAGCACAGGUCAACCAGGUAACAGGUUAGUUCCUACAGAUGAUGACGCAUCCGGCUAUGAAUCUCGCGUGAAGCGUAGACGGUGGAAAGUGUAA
Wallemia mellicola CBS 633.66 is the source of this 1602-nucleotide messenger RNA. RefSeq lists its product as hypothetical. Gene Ontology annotation, molecular function: protein heterodimerization activity. Bases 1 to 1602 code for a protein of 533 amino acids. The record is from RefSeq and is a predicted model, not a curated record. The transcript is spliced from 2 exons. Lineage: Eukaryota; Fungi; Basidiomycota; Wallemiomycetes; Wallemiales; Wallemiaceae.